Messenger RNA from Tribolium castaneum (red flour beetle), 1591 nucleotides. RefSeq names its product Henna (gene Hn). Gene Ontology annotation, biological process: L-tyrosine biosynthetic process; L-phenylalanine catabolic process. Bases 86 to 1471 code for a protein of 461 amino acids. Gene Ontology annotation, molecular function: phenylalanine 4-monooxygenase activity; iron ion binding. The transcript is spliced from 5 exons. Lineage: Eukaryota; Metazoa; Arthropoda; Insecta; Coleoptera; Tenebrionidae. The record is from RefSeq and is a predicted model, not a curated record.
AACUAUUAAAAGAGAGCCUGUUUGCAUUUGUUGCUCAGUCUGUUGACAACUUUAAAACGUGAUAUUUGAAGCCAGAUUUUUCGAAAUGAUGUCGAGACCGACCGAUAUCAUCAAGGGACACAGCCAAGCGGAGACGCCGCAAGGGAGUCCCCCGGAUAUUCCGAAAUUAAUGCCCGGCGGCAACUACAUCAAAAUCGGUCGCGACUCGGCCAAGAGCACGUGCCUGGUGUUCGCCCCCCUCGCCGAAGAGGUGGGCGUUUUGGCCAAAUGCCUCAACAUCUUCAAACAACACGGCGUCAACCUCCUCCACAUCGAAUCGCGACCCUCCGCCCGCAUCCGCAACAACUACGAAUUCAUGGUGGAGUGCGCCCCCACCGGAGACCUGGCCUCCGCCAUCGCCGAAAUCAAGAAAAACACCGAGUACUUCAACAUCAUCUCGCGCGACUACAAAGACAACAAGGACACGGUGCCCUGGUUCCCGUGCCGUAUCCGCGACCUGGACAAGUUUGCCAACCAAAUUUUGUCGUAUGGGGCCGAGCUGGAUGCGGAUCAUCCUGGGUUUACAGACCCGGUGUACAGGGCUCGGAGGAAGUAUUUCGCCGAUAUUGCGUAUAAUUACAAGCACGGGGAGAAGUUGCCGCAUGUGGACUACACCGAGGAGGAGAUCGAGACCUGGGGGAAGGUUUUCGAUCAGUUGACGACCCUGUAUCCUACCCAUGCCUGCAAGGAGCAUAAUCAUGUGUUCCCGCUCUUGAUCGAGAACUGUGGGUAUCGGAGGGACAAUAUUCCGCAGUUGGAGGAUGUCUCCAACUUUUUGAAAGAUUGUACCGGUUUCACUCUGCGUCCAGUUGCUGGCCUUCUCUCAUCUCGCGACUUUUUGGCCGGUCUGGCCUUCAGAGUGUUCCACUCAACCCAGUACAUCCGGCAUCCAAGCAAACCGUUCUACACCCCUGAACCGGACGUCUGCCACGAACUUUUAGGACACGCUCCUUUAUUCGCCGACCCUUCCUUUGCCCAGUUCUCCCAACAGAUCGGUUUAGCUUCUCUUGGGGCUCCAGACGACUACAUCGAAAAACUCGCAACGUGCUUCUGGUUCACUGUCGAGUACGGAUUGUGCCGCGAAGGCAACGAGUUGAAGGCCUACGGUGCUGGGUUGCUGUCCUCCUAUGGGGAGCUCCAAUACGCUCUGGAGAAUAAGGCCGAGGUGAGGCCUUUUGAGCCGGAGAAAACGGCCGUUCAGGAGUAUCCCAUCACGCAAUAUCAGCCCGUUUAUUACGUGGCUGAGAGUUUCGAAGAUGCCAAAGAGAAAAUGAUAAAAUAUGCAGCCACGAUACCCAGAGCGUUCGGUGUUCGUUACAAUGCCUACACCCAAAGUAUCGAAGUCUUGGAUUCUAAACCGCAAAUCGAAAGCUUGGUCACGAAUAUUAGUACCGAAAUUUCGGUACUUGUAGACAGUUUGAAGAAAUUAUAAGUUUCGUCGUCUGCUCCAAUAUUUUUAUAAGUAUUAUGUAAGACAUAAUGAUUUUGUACGACUCUUAUGUUUAAUUGUGUCUAAAUUAUUUUUUAUAAUAAAAGCUUUAUUCCACUUUAA